UAUAAAUAGACUUCUCCGAAAGGCUUGGGGCUGUGCCAGGUGCAGCAGGUGCCCCCCAGGCCUGGCUAGAGGCCACCAGGCAAGGGGGAGGAGCCCGGGUGGGGGAAACAAGGAUGCUAAGGACCCACACUUGGAGCCCGGCAGCAUGGUGGGCUCUGUGUCCUGGCUGCAGCAUCACAGAGCUUGAUGGGAUCUUUCACUAAGAGACCCCUUUUACAGAUAAGGAAACAGGCUGGCGUGGCAGCAGCAGCCUGUCUCAGAGCUUCUGUCUCCCAGAGAGAUGGGGUCAGGAUGAGCAAGGUCUCUGGGGGUCAGCGAAACUGAACUCCAACAGUGAUUCUUCUGCUUCCUGGCUGUGUGACUUGGACGUGGCCUGCUGCUGAUCAGCCUGGGAUUUAUGGAGAGGGCCUCGGGGGCCAGCUCUGAAUACUGCCGUGCCCAACAUCGCCACUGUGCCCACUGCUGAGGAGGCCCCCGUGCCUCUGGCCCUCACCAUUGCGCUCGCCCACCGAUGUUCUCUGCUGCCUGGCCCCAGGCCGGCUCUGCCGCCUGAGCCCCCUGCCCUGCUCCAGGACUUACUGUACCCCGAUGGGGUAACGUGACAUGCGUUAGAGGCCGCCUGUCCGCCACGGCCGCCACCUGUGACCCCUACCCCAAGGCCACCAGUGUUGGUUCUGUUCAAGUUCAUUUUUCCUUUGGUCCUUGGGGAUUUGGAGCCCAACUUUGAACAAAGGGGGCUGUUGACCUGCCUACCAAUGCAGAGAGAGCGUCCCCAGCGGUGGGCACAGCGCUGGACACUGCUGCGGCGGCGGGUUCACUUUCAGCUUUUAGGUUUUCUUUGCUGAGUUUUUUUGGUGGUGGUUAUUUUUAUUUUUGCCCCCUUAUAGUUCUUCAGCUCUGAGAGACAGGAGCUUGACGUGGCCCGUUUUUACUUUGGAGGGCUCUUUUGCUCCUUUCCUUUUUUAAAGAGUUGGGUUUUCUUUACUAAUUAUCCACACACCAGGCAGCUUCUCCCCCCCCCUCAAGUAUUUGCACAAUAUUUGUGCGGGGUGUGGGGGGCGGGUUUUUAAAAAAUCUUUUCUCUCUCUUGGACAUACACAGGGGUCUCGUGCUCCUCAGUUUUUCGGGGGCUGGUGGGGGCUUGUGUGGUCCAUUUCCCUAGCCCUCUCUGCAGCCCCUCCCUGGCCCGGCCCCUGCCCCGUCCCCAGGAGGAGCCAUGGCGCGGAUGAACCGCCCGGCCCCGGUGGAGGUGAGCUACAAGAACAUGCGCUUCCUCAUCACGCACAACCCCACCAAUGCCACCCUCAGCAGCUUCAUCGAGGACCUGAAGAAAUACGGAGCCACCACCGUGGUGCGUGUGUGCGAAGUGACAUAUGACAAGGCCCCGCUGGAGAAGGAUGGCAUCACUGUCGUGGACUGGCCGUUUGACGAUGGGGCGCCCCCGCCCGGGAAGGUGGUGGAGGACUGGCUGAGCCUGCUGAAAGCCAAGUUCUGUGAGGACCCCGGCAGCUGUGUGGCGGUGCACUGUGUGGCGGGCCUGGGACGGGCUCCGGUCCUCGUGGCACUGGCCCUCAUUGAGAGCGGGAUGAAGUAUGAGGACGCCAUCCAGUUCAUCCGACAGAAGCGUCGUGGAGCCAUCAACAGCAAACAGCUCACCUACCUGGAAAAAUACCGGCCUAAACAGAGACUGCGGUUCAAGGACCCCCACACGCACAAGACCAAAUGCUGUGUCAUGUAGCUCAGGAUCUCGGCCAGGCCUGGGCCCACGGUGGCCUGGCCACCCACCCCACCCAGCAGGAGCUCCGUGCCUGGGCUGGCCUCCGUCUCUGGCACUUGUGUCCAAGGAGCCCGCCCAGCCCUGGUGCCAUCUGUUCCCUGCCUCUCUGGACCUGUCUCUGUUUCUCCCGCUGUCUCUCUGAGGCUAGUUGGGGGCCCCCUUCCCUGGACCUCCUGCCACCGCCCUCUGACACCACCCCCAGGCAGGUCUCCUCUCUGGCUUGUUUAUUGUGGGGCCGGAGUGUAAUUUUUUAAUUGCUGGGCCCAGUCCUUCCUCUGCGGCCCGUGACCUUGGCUUGUUUUUGGAACCUUAAAUUAUCGGAUUCGGGGCAGGCAGAUGUUCCGUGCACUCGAAGGCAAUAAAGCAGGAGCCGUA
Messenger RNA from Cynocephalus volans (Philippine flying lemur), 2152 nucleotides. RefSeq names its product protein tyrosine phosphatase 4A3 (gene PTP4A3). Gene Ontology annotation, biological process: protein dephosphorylation; endothelial cell migration. Gene Ontology annotation, cellular component: nucleus; cytoplasm. Gene Ontology annotation, molecular function: protein tyrosine phosphatase activity. The record is from RefSeq and is a predicted model, not a curated record. The transcript has 6 exons. NCBI's taxonomy places the organism in Eukaryota, Metazoa, Chordata, Mammalia, Dermoptera, Cynocephalidae. Bases 1217 to 1738 code for a protein of 173 amino acids.